AUGGGGGAGUUGAGGUCGUCUUCGCCUCCACCUCACUUGGAUUUGAACAACUUUGACUCUGCAGAUGCAAAAAAUAGCAGGUACGUUUUAACAAGCCCUCGCUCCUUGGACGCCUGUGCACGACUUGGCAUCAAACCUGUUCAACUCCUGAUGAAAUCACUGAAUGAUUUAUUGUCUGAGCGGUGCGAUUUGCCUUUCGAGGAAGUGAAGGUUAUGCAGCAAUCCAAUGAAAAACAAAGGAGGACACUUUUGCAAAUGUGCCGAGAUGAGAGGGAGAGGAUUAUCCAGCAGGUUGCCAGGUGGCCGACCACUAAGAACGUCUCAAGCCUGGAAACGAGACGUGACACCGAGCUGAAGGAUGACAUCAUUGUUAAUAAGACAAUGGAUCCUCUUCCAUACGCAGACCUGUGUUUUCGGGACAAAAGUGUCAGCAAAAUAUCUCGCUGUGCUGCAGGAGAACCGGACAGGAACACAACCAGCAGCUUAGGUGACCUCAGAAACUCUCCAGCUAUCCAGAUGAAACUACAGAGGCUCACUGAAGACAUCAGGAGGAAAAUGCAUGUGUCAGUAUCCCACACAGACCGCAAGAUUGCAGCUCUCAUGCUGGUGAAGCACCAGGAAGAGGCGGACCGCCUCAGUCACAGGCAACAGAAGGACGACGAGCGAGAGCAGGCCCACAGGCAGGCUGAAGCACGGCAGGCGGAGGCGGAGAAGAGGAGGACGCAGAAGUUGAUGCAAAGCGUGCGCCGCUGGCACCAGGAACUGGAGGCCCGCAGGAGGCUGAGAGCGCGUCGGGAAGAAGAGCGAGCGGGACGGCUCAAAAGAGAGGUGAUGCUCCAAGAGGAGCGCUGGAAGAGGCUGAAGGAGCAGGUGGAGGCGCAGCGUCGAGGACAGAUGGCAGCUGCGCAGAAGGACGCACGGGGGAGGAAAUGCUGCCAGGAGAAAGUGCUGAGAGAAAUGGAGGAGGUGGACAAAAGGCAGCGAGACAAAGAGAGACGGGCAGCCGUGGAGAGGGAGCAGAGAGCAAGGAGGCGCAAAUUGCAGAUGGAGAAAAAGGAGAAGAAGCGUCUCCGGGAAGAAAAUAGAAGGGAGCUGCUGCACCGCAUCCUCUUCAAACAGCAAGUGGAGGAACAGGAGGAGGACGAGGAGUCACGCUUGAGGGACGCAAUGGAGAGGAAGAUGCGGCAUUCUCGUGUGAAACACGCUCGCGACGCGGAAGCCCGGCUGGUGGAGCUCCAGGAACGGGCGGCCCAAGAGGAGAAGCAGAUGCUGAGGACGCAACUCAGGGCAAAGUUGCAGAACAUCCAGCAGCUCACACACAAACAUCUCCUGGUCAAGCUGAGUCAGCAGCGCGCGCAGAGAGCCGUCGAGCACGCGUGGGCCCAGCAAAGGAAGAGAGCCCAGCAAACGCAUCAGCACAACAAACUCAGGCAGCUGCGUCACCGGCAAUUACGAGAGAGCCUGCAGAGAGAGGAGGAAGCGUUGAAGAAGGCCAGGGAGAGUAGCGUCACCAUGAAGGAGCGGAGGUGCCAGAGGCUGCUUCAAGAGCGGGAAAUCGUCCGGCAGGAGGCGCACAAGCGAGCCCUGGCGUCAUUUCACUUGAGGGAGCGAGUCAGGCAGCAGACUCAGAGUCGCUCGUUUGCUCAGAUGGCUCAGGAAGCGCAGCUGGCUGCCUCCAUCAGCCGCAUGAACCUCUGAAACGACAAUCGCGAGCCAUCAUCGGGAAGAUCGUCACAAAGGCUUUGUUGCAGUUCGCCAACAAAUUGUUCAUA
This is a messenger RNA of Hippocampus zosterae (dwarf seahorse), 1772 nucleotides long. Its product is annotated as coiled-coil domain-containing protein 177. The transcript has a single exon. The record is from RefSeq and is a predicted model, not a curated record. The coding region runs from base 1 to 1698 and encodes 565 amino acids. Lineage: Eukaryota; Metazoa; Chordata; Actinopteri; Syngnathiformes; Syngnathidae.